This is a messenger RNA of Arabidopsis thaliana (thale cress), 755 nucleotides long. RefSeq names its product Putative membrane lipoprotein. Bases 253 to 528 code for a protein of 91 amino acids. The transcript has 2 exons. The record is from RefSeq and is marked reviewed. NCBI's taxonomy places the organism in Eukaryota, Viridiplantae, Streptophyta, Magnoliopsida, Brassicales, Brassicaceae.
AUUUAAUUCUCCAAUAAGAGGCCUCUCCCACUUGUGAUUGUCUCACCACUAGGCACCGGGGGUCACAUCGUACCUAAAUCGUAUAAUUUUAAAAUAUGAUCUCAAAUAGUCAACCCACCAUAACAAAAACCCUAUUCUCCUGCAUGUAUAAAUAUCAAUGUCUUAAACUCUUAUCUUUUUCCCUUUAAGGGUACUUAACUAAACCCAUCAACGCUUGUUACGAUUAGUUGCAAAGCUCAUAAUAAAACCAAUAUGGGGAUAAACUCUAAGCAUGUUGUGGUUGUUAUUAUGGUGAUGAUGGUCAUUAUAAGCUCAUGUUUGGCUGCAAGGAAUAUAAUUCCCCGGGAAACUAAUCAAGAAAGCGAAAAAGUGUCCCGAGAGAUGAUCAUAGGGAAAGAAGAAGACUCUACUGAGAAAAUAGAGCACCCAAGAAGCAGCGUGGAGAAUCACCAUUAUAUCCCAAGACAAGAUUUCUACAACUAUGGACCUGGAGGCGAAAAUAAUGGAGGAGGUGGUGGUGGUGGAUAACUCAAAAGAAAUCGCGAAAACGAUAUCAAUAUGAAUAUAUAGAUGUUAAAGAAAAAAAAAAUUAUAAAAAUAAAACCUAUGAAUAUGAGGCAAUCCUUCUAUAAAUCUGAACCUCUUAAUGCUUUAUUAAGAAUGUCUAAUUAUGUUCGAUUAUUGUAUUAUCUUUUUUUUGUUCCCUAUGUAUAACUGAGUAAUUCUAUUUUGAAAAAUACUUUCUUGCACUUUUU